Penicillium olsonii is the source of this 2448-nucleotide messenger RNA. The record is from the annotation of a GenBank genome assembly. NCBI's taxonomy places the organism in Eukaryota, Fungi, Ascomycota, Eurotiomycetes, Eurotiales, Aspergillaceae.
AUGAAACUCUUACCACUGGCCCUGGCCGCUGUUCUGCAGGCAGUGGUCAGUACCGCGUCGACUCUUAAUCCACCUGUGGUGCCUCUGGUCGUGCGAAACCCCUACCUAAGCACAUGGCUUGCCGAUGCCCGCGAGGUGCCAUGGGCCAAAUGGCCGAUCUUCUGGAACGGAGACCAUAAGGGCCUGGCUCUGAUGGCCCAAGUUCCGAGUCAGAAUGCCGUCUAUCCCCUUUUGGGCAGGCCGCAUGACUCGCUGCAGAAGCAUGGCAACUAUCAUGUUAAGUACCCAACGUACCUGGGUCUGACAUACGAUGCCUCGACCACCAACCUGACCUAUCAGAUUGAUGCUGGUUCCGCGGCCCCUCUUGGUAUUACUGUAUCAUUUCUCUCUCCAAUAACCCCCACGUCGACCCUGAGACAGUCAAUUCCUGCAGCGUAUGUGACUAUCGAUGUUCAAGGCGAUGUUGACGUGAAUAUCUACAUGGAUGUGACAGGUCAAUGGGUUAGUGGAAAUAAUAGAAACAACAUUAACUGGGAGUGGGAUACCAUCAAGACCGAAAGCCAGCAGCCACACCUGCAAAGGUGGAAAGUACAGAGAGAAACAGAACAGUUGUUGUCAGAAGACAACGAUCAUUCGGAAUGGGGCACCCUCCAUUUCUCCGGACCUACCGACGCGAGAUUCCAGUCUGGCUCGGAUACCGAUGUGCGUCGUCAAUUUGCCAACAACGGUGCGGUUGCCAAUUCCAACGACAACAAGUUCCGCGCAAUUCACGACCGGUGGCCAGUCUUUGCAUUCUCUCAAUCUUUCAAUCUUGGGCACUCAAACAAGAGUACUUCCGACAGUGUAACCUUCACACUCGCUCUCAUCCAAAAUCCUGUCAUCCAAUUUGCUUCCUCUCGGGGUCUCACUUUGAUGCGACCCUUGUGGGAGUCGUGGUAUCCGACUGCCGAGGAACUUCUGAGCUUCCACUACCAGGAUUUCGAGAAUGCAAACUCGCUUGCUGCCAACUACUCCCAGCAGCUGUCAAAUGAUGCGUACCUUUCAGGUGCCGACGACUAUGUUGACAUAGUUUCCCUUUCGGCUCGCCAGGUUAUGGGAUCGACUGUCUUUGCUGGAACUCCCGAUGAUCCUAUUCUGUUCCUCAAGGAAAUCUCCUCUGAUGGAAAUCUCCAGACGAUCGAUGUCAUCUAUCCUGCAUUCCCAUUCUUCUUAUAUACCAACCCUCGCUGGUUGUCAUACCUCUUGGAGCCCCUGAUUGAGCACAUGCUCAGCGGGCAAUAUCCCAACACCUAUGCUAUGCAUGAUUUGGGCACGCACUUCCCUAAUGCUACCGGCCAUCCAGACGGAAACGACGAGAAAAUGCCGGUAGAAGAAUGCGGAAACAUUCUCAUUAUGGGACUGGCUGUCGUGAACUCCCUCCGAUACGAAAUCUCUACAGAGGCCUCUUCCAUCUGGUCGAACUUCGGUUCAUCCCCGCCAGAUGUUCACAGCGAGACACACGAGGCCCAUAAAUUGUUCCAUCUCAAUGACCAGCAAACCGUCAAUGGAAUUGCUCUACAAGACAGUAGAUGGGGCGGCGGCGAUAACGGCGAGCGCCUGGCCGAGCAAUGGAUCCAGCGUAGCUACACGCUGUGGAAGCAAUGGACAGGCUAUCUAGUGAAAUAUGGUUUGAAGCCUGAAAACCAACUCUCUACUGAUGACUUUGCUGGCCCCCUGGCUCUUCAGUCAAACCUGGCCCUCAAAGGAAUUAUCGGCAUCAAUGCCAUGAGCAAGAUUGCCGCACUCGCAGGGAACGUUACCGACGCACAUUACUACAAGCAAACGGCUAGUGACUACAUCGCAAAGUGGGAGAAGUAUGCGAUGUCGUGGGAUGAUACCCAUAUCAAGCUAUCGUACGACUGGUCUGGCUCGUGGACAACGCUCUAUAACCUCUAUGCAGACGCCCAGCUUUGCUUCCACCUUGAGAACACUGAUACAGAGGAACCCGGCUUCGUCCCUCGCCACAUCUACCAGAAGCAAUCAGUCUGGUAUGACCAUGUGCGUCAGAAGUUUGGUCUUCCUCUGGACAGUCGCCAUUUGUACACCAAGACAGACUGGGAGUUCUUCUCGAUGGCAGUGGUCUCCAAGCCCGUGAGAGCAGAGAUCCUUGAAUCCGUCGCUCUCUGGGUCAACGAGACCGCGAGCGAUGGUCCCUUCACGGACCUGCACAACACAGAGGGCAAUGGAGGCUAUGCCGAGAACACCAGAUUCCGUGCUCGACCAGUCAUUGGUGGCCACUUUGCCUUCCUGGCUUUGGAACGAGCUUGUGGUGGCCGAGCGGUUCCGGGUUUGAAGUUCCUUGAUGAGGUAGAUGAAGAUACCUUGACGACUUGGACACAAAAUGCCAUGUCUGCGGCACAGGAGUUUACGGAUCCUGUUGGACAUCGCCAGCGCGAGGGAGAGCUUUAG